Patiria miniata (bat star) is the source of this 2749-nucleotide messenger RNA. It is a transcript of the gene c1qtnf12, whose product is annotated as adipolin-like. The transcript has 8 exons. Bases 1 to 1179 code for a protein of 392 amino acids. The record is from RefSeq and is a predicted model, not a curated record. Gene Ontology annotation, molecular function: hormone activity. NCBI's taxonomy places the organism in Eukaryota, Metazoa, Echinodermata, Asteroidea, Valvatida, Asterinidae.
AUGGGUCAUUGGUCGGGAUUUACACAUCACGGCAGAACUGUCAAACUCAACUCGGGGAUAAUGCUGGGAGGAGCGGUGGUACGGGUUCUGGUGAUCUUAGCGGCUCGCUCCUUGGUCAUGCUGCCGUGCUGGACCCACGUGGGCACCCAGGCCGUCCCGGCGCUGCAGUCGGUGCCCCGGGAACCCGAGGCUCCCCCGAGGGUCGACCCGGCAGCCGCAGCCGCCAACCUCCCAAACCAGCGCUUGGAAUACAUAGAGAUGAACGGUUAUCCGGAGGAGGAACAAGACGGGGAAGAAGAUUCCAGCUACACCUCGGAUGUGGACUUGGGCCAGGGCGGCACCCGGGUAGACCCCCGUGGGAGUUGGCUGUCGUUCGUCCAGCACUCCUCCAGGCUCUCCGAGGGCAGCAGCAACAGCAAGAAGUGCGAGAAGAAGAAGAAGAAGAAACGGGAGAGAGAAGACCCGGGCAACUCCAGGAAGCUGUCUGAGGUUGUACCCACCGGGUUGGUGGGCCCCCAAGGGCCGCCUGGCCCGCCAGGCCCGCCCGGCACACAGCUGUCAAAAGAGGAACUACUCGAAGAAUUCAGGGAUCUUAUAAAAGAGGCCGCGGAAAGACGGGCCCAGAUUAUAGUUCAAGAGAAAUGCCCAAGUUGCGUUGCCAAUACCAGCCAAGUGUGGCUGCUCACAGUGAACGAUGACAUAUUGAUGCCGCACCUGCCCAUAGCGUUCCACUGUAAGCUCAGAGGGGGUGUGGACGUACCAAAGAAGAGCCUGAUCGAAGUCUCGAAUUUUCAAACUCCGUUCUCGGAUGGUUCGUUCCGGCGGGGCGACGGGAUGGACGUACGGUCGGGUCGCUUCACCGCACCGCGGGCCGCCAUCUACCAGUUCUCGGCAAACCUGCACAUCCACCACCCGGUGUCGUCCAAGCGGAUCGAGGAGCUACGCCACCGGGACAAUCUACGGCUGCUCAUCUGCAUCAACUCGCUCUGCCAACGGCACACGUCCCUCGAGUAUAUAUCCGGACUGGAGAGUAACAGCAGGGUGUUCACCGUCAACCUUUCCGGCUUACUGCAGCUAGAGGCCGGUCAGUAUGCUUCGAUCUACGUGGAUAACAGUUCAGUGCAGAGGAUCACAGUACAGGCCGGAUCUGAUUUUACAGGACUGCUCAUGGGUGUCUAGCACCCUCUCACGCUCUUCUUUGGACAUUUUGGCCCAACGGACUGGUUAAUUUCCGCACACUGGGGUCUCAGCUGUUCAGCAAUACUGGUAGGCACUAGUUAUGGUGCCGUGGAUUUCGUACGCUAAUUAGGGCAUGUGGCAACUAUUACGUGCUCCGAUUGGACCAAGGAUUAUUCAUUAUUAGUCACGUGAUUCAGUCGCACCGGACUCCAGGAAAGCCAGUUGUAUGUUAAGACUACUACUGCAAAUAGUAGUCUUGAUUCCUGUCUGGGCAUUUAACACUUUGUUAAAUGCACAAAAAAACUAACCAGAAUAUUGGUUCGACGACUGGCGAGUUCAAUUUCAUAUUUUGCUUUAAGCACGGUGCUGUCCCUUGGUUGUUGACCAGCAUUUGGUUUUGAGUCUAGCUUCGCAAUGACAGAAACCCUUCAGUAUAAUGACAGUGCUUAGGCGCAAUUAACAAACGGGUGGAGAUAUAUCUGAUCUUAAACAUGUGAACUCAUCAACAAAACUGGUUGGGUUUAUUGCCCACACAAAAAAAUACGUGAUAUGACCUCGAGUCGAGACCUAAAAGGAACCUGCUUCUUCUUCUUUUAAUAGUGUAAAUAACGUGUACCAUGUAAAUAAAUGGAAAAUUACCUUGUAGAAUUUAGUUCAACGAAAACUGUUAUGAUUUGAAAACACUGCCAGCGAAAGAAAAAGUGACUAUUUUAAAUCAGUGUUCGCGUAUUAUUGUUCCUUUUUUGUUAUUCAGCGGCCCUACAGUAUUAAACGAAGAAACAAAUCCAUGUACUUAAAUAAAAAUCAGUGUACGCUAUAUUUGUGAACUUCAACUGCAGAAAAGUUGAAGUAAUGUGAAUAUUUUGGAAAAAAAAUAUUACGAAAUAUUUAUUUCCACGAUUUUUCUGGUUUCAUUGUUUUUUUUUUAUGAAACUUAAACAUUGAAAUGAAACUCAGAUCGAAACCUUAUUUGUGUGGUUUUGAAAAAUGUGAAGUAAAUUGUUAUUUCAUUUAUUUAUUUCAACUGUACAGCGGAUUAAAAAUACUUUGCGUCUUGCAAAAGUUCUAGAAAAUGAAUAAUAUUUCGCGGAAGGUCUUCUAAAUUUUAUUUUAUUUUCGUUUUUUGAAGAAAUUAUUUAUCGCUGUGAAGUUGUCACUCAGUUUGUUUUCUGCUGAAACAGAUUUUCAUUUUGGCUGAACAUAAUAGUUUAAAAGAACUAAAUAAAUAUAUAAAUGAAAUUUGAUUAUUGGUCCUGUUAAACUUAUAUAAAAUGCCCCCAAAGAUUUUGAUGUUUAAAUAAUUACGCUUGAACAUGUAUUGAAAUGUAUAAAACUUAACGAUAAUUUGUAUUUACACCUUUGUCCGAUACUGCCAUUUUAAAAUGACCUAGUAUUUUACGUGUACGUCAGCAUGUUUUGUUAUAUAUUUCAUUAUUGUAUGCCCUUUCUUUAAGUGUCAUAUUUAUACUUUAUUCUUGAAGAGUCGCUCGACGCAUCUCCAAAAGGAAGCCGAAAUAAUAUAAUGAACAAAAUUUGCCACCCAAAUAAUAACUACAGGGUGAGUAAAAAA